This is a messenger RNA of Penicillium cosmopolitanum, 1323 nucleotides long. RefSeq lists its product as uncharacterized. Gene Ontology annotation, molecular function: triacylglycerol lipase activity. Lineage: Eukaryota; Fungi; Ascomycota; Eurotiomycetes; Eurotiales; Aspergillaceae. The coding region runs from base 1 to 1323 and encodes 440 amino acids. The record is from RefSeq and is a predicted model, not a curated record. Gene Ontology annotation, biological process: lipid catabolic process. The transcript has 2 exons.
AUGCAUCGUUUCAUAUUUGCAAUAGCAUAUAUUUGCUUUUUGAUCUCAAGAGGCUAUGCCGUGACUGUUCCGCCACCAUCCCAAGACUCCUGGUAUCGUCAGCCUAGUGACAUCGGGCGCUACUCACCGGGAGAUGUGAUCCGAUCUCGUCAUGUGGCGCCACAGCUGGAAUCAUUCCUCUCAUUCCCGGCCAAUGUUUCGGUGAAGAGCGUCACACAAUAUCUUUUUCGGACAACUGAUAACCUGAGAACACCCGUUGCUUCCGUCGCAACACUGAUUGAGCCUUUCCGCGCUGAUUCUUCCAAACUUCUUGGUUACCAAACAUUCUAUGAUAGCGCUUCGGUCGAUUGCAGUCCGUCAUAUACGCUUCAAGCUAAGAAUGAUGAUCCCGAAUUCGCUAUGCGGAAUCUCAAUCUGUCCGUGGACAUAGCCUUUAUGGCUUCGGCGUUGAAUCUAGGUUGGUGGGUUCUGACCACGGAUUAUGAAGGUCUCAAUGCAGAAUACACUGUGGGAAUUCAAUCAGGGAAUGCUGUUUUGGAUUCGGUGCGAGCAGUGUUGCGGUACGGGCCAGAGGAGGGACUGUCAGAGAAUCCGCGGUAUGCUCUCUGGGGUUAUUCCGGGGGCGCACUAGCUAGCUCUUGGGCCGCAGAGGUUCAACCCGCAUAUGCACCGGAACUUGAUUUCGCUGGAGUGGCCUUGGGAGGACUGACACCUAACGUUAGCUCCGUGUUUAACACAAUCCACAAUGGUGUUUACGCGGGAUUAGCUUUCCGCGGCAUCUAUGGAAUGGCGAAGGCGUAUCCCAAUCUUACUCAGUGGAUGGAGCAAGAACUGCUGCCCUUGAAGUCUGAAGAUUUUUUUGCGAUCGCGGGAGGGUGCAAUGGCGAUGGGACGAGUCAAGACCUUUAUAGCUUUUUCAAAAAUGGAGAAGCUUCAUUCAAAAAGGCGAUACCCCAAGCUGUUUUCAGAUGGUCUGGUCAAAUGGGAAUCCACGGUACUCCAACGGCACCAUUGUUCAUUUAUAAAGCCACCAGUGACGAGAUCAGUCCCGUAGCGGACACAGAAUUUUUGGUGAAACAAUAUUGCUCCAGAGGUGUUGACGUUGAGUAUCAUCGAGAUUUAGUGGGGAAUCACGAAACGGAAGCAAUUACAGGAUCGGCGAGUGCUUUAGAAUGGCUUUAUGAUCGGUUGGAUGGAAAUGCAGUUGUAGAAGGGUGUCACACGGAAGAUGUGGUAUUAACCUCCCUUCACGUCAGAACAGCUGCCCUUCUUGGCGAGGUGAUCUUCUCCAUCUUGCAGUCGACGGUCGGCGGGAUGCUAUAA